AUGGCAAACGCUGUGUCGAAUAAAUCGGUUGCCGAGUUCUAUGCGAAGAAAUGUAUAUUUCUUACUGGAGGCACUGGAUUUUUGGGAAAGGUAUUUAUAGAAAAGCUGCUCUAUAGCUGUCCAGAGAUUGAUACAAUUUAUAUCCUGAUACGAGAGAAAAAAGGACUUGACAUCAACCAACGAAUCAAAAAUCUCUUCAAUGAUCCACUCUUCGAAAGACUGAAAGACAAAAGACCACAAUGUCUAGAAAAACUAGUUCCAAUAUCUGGAGAUAUGAAUAGCCCACAAUUGGGAAUAUCUCACGAUAGUGAGAACACUCUAGUCGAAAAGGUAUCCGUUGUAAUUCAUGCAGCAGCUACCGUCAAAUUCAACGAACCUUUAAAAGAAGCGUGGCAAACAAACGUCGAAGGUACCAGGAUGGUUUUAGAGUUGGCUCAGAGAAUGAAACUAGUAGAAGUGUUUCUGCAUGUAUCGACAGCUUACAGUAAUCCAGAUAGACAGGUUAUUGAAGAAGUUUUAUAUCCAGCGCCUGCUAAUAUCGAUGAAAUACAGCAGCUGGUUAAAGGAGAUUUGACUGAUGAAGAUACUUUAAAAAUUAUAGCUGGACGUCCCAACACAUAUACGUUUACCAAAGCGUUGUCUGAACAUUUAGUUGCUGAGAACUUACUGCAUAUGCCUACAGUCAUCAUCCGACCUUCUAUUGUGGCUGCAAUUAAGAAUGAUCCUAUAAAAGGUUGGUUAGAAAACUGGUACGGAGCGACAGGCAUGAUGGUCUCCACUUCUAAAGGCUUGAAUCGAGUGUUCUAUGGAAAAUCUAGUAAUAAUGUGGACUUGAUACCAGUCGACUACGUGGCAAAUUUAGUGAUAGCAGCAGGUGCCAAAAAUUGCAGAUCAAGAGAGUUAAAGAUCUACAACUGCUGCAGCAGUGGCUGCAAUCCUCUGCCAAUUGGGAAAGUUAUGAAGCUGUUUAUAAAGAAUUCUGAAAAAUACAAAUCGUCAUGUAUGCCGUUUCCUAAAAUGUAUACUUUUACAAGACGGAAGUGGCUGGUUUCACUUAUCACUCUGCUGUUUCAAGUGACACCUGCAUAUAUAGCUGAUUUAUUUAGAAUACUUGCAGGAAAACGGCCGAUGUACGUCAAACUUCAGUCUCGCAUCAUGCAAACCCGUCUUGCCCUGAACUACUUCACGAGCCACUCUUGGAUUAUGAAAGCAGAUCAUACACGAAAUUUAUUUUUAUCACUCUCAGCUUCGGACAAAAAAACUUUUCCCUGCGAUCCUACUUCGAUAGAUUGGCAGGGAAUACUUCAAGGAUUAUGCUUGGGGAGUACAAAGGUUUCUGGAAAGAAGACAUAUGUUCAGUAA
Messenger RNA from Arctia plantaginis, 1362 nucleotides. NCBI's taxonomy places the organism in Eukaryota, Metazoa, Arthropoda, Insecta, Lepidoptera, Erebidae. The record is from the annotation of a GenBank genome assembly.